CAGGGUGCCGUGGUGCCCUUCUUCCAUUGCGCCAUAUGUUGCGCGUCCAUUCCCCGCUGUCGCAGUCUCAAACCGCCGUCACCGAGCGCCGCGAGCGCGACGUCGAGUCGCCAAGGAGUAGAAGUCCAAGGGGGUCAAGGGCGACGCGACAGGCAGUGAUUGACUUAGAUGAUACGGAGCAUGGCCUGUUAGCAGAUGGACUUUUGCCCUUCUCUGUAUGUCGAAGUGUGAUCCAAGUCAUUUGGGGCAAAGCCCGAAGUCAAGCACAAGCAGCACAUGCCGCGCGUGAGGCUUCUGCCACGGGUAUUCCGUUAUCUCUGGGCAGUAGCGAACCAAGUCAGACACAAAGUGAUGAGUUGCUGGCGUCCGGGGCAGAGGAAGUCGUUUCAAGCGCUUUAGCUGCUUUGUUGAAAGCCUUGGAUCUCGACGGCACCACACGCAUUCCGCGACAGCAGGGCAUGCAACGCUCACCUGCAGAGGAUGUGAUUCUCUCCCGCGUGCGCACCUUAUCGCUUUGUGCUGUCGCCUACUGGAAAGAAGUCUCGCAGGACCUGGGCAAGGCCGCCAGCAGCCUGGCUCGUUUCCUGGAGAUGCACCGUCGCUUGUAUUGGCGCCGGCCGCCCUGGCGGGGCGUCAACUUGGGUGGAUGGCUGUUGCUAGAGCCAGGGCCAAGCUUUGAGCUUUUCCAGCAGUUCGGACCCGCGCGAUGUGAAUGGCAGCUGCUGCAGCAGAUGCGCCGGAAGCUGGGUCAACAGAAGACUGCCGAAGUCUUGCAGGCUCAUCGAAAUACCUUUCUGACAGAGGAGGAUUUUCAGCAGAUCAAGAGCAAAGGCUUCAACUCUGUGCGAAUCCCUUUCGGGUAUUGGAUUGUCACUGGACCCUCGAAUGGGGACGUCUACGUGGGGCCAGCCCUGGAAUUCUUGGACCGCGCUUUGGGUUUCUGCAAGACGCUGGGGCUCCAGGUUCUCUUGGACCUACAUGGUGCGCCCGGGGGAGAGAGCGGUGAGACACCUUGUGGCAGAGAAAUGAAAGACUGGCGGUGGGAACAGUGGCGACUUGACGAAUCUCUCGAGGCGCUGAAGGUCAUUGCCACACGCUACAAAGGGCAUCCAUCCGUGAGCGGCAUCGCCGUCUGCAACGAGCCCAGUGAGAAGGUGCCGGCAGAUGUGCUAUGUCAGUUCUAUGAUCAGGCGAUCCAAGCCAUUCGCUCAUGUGGCAUGGGCCCAGAAGAGGUGAGCAUCGUGCUGCCCGUGUAUCGCACGGAACGACUGGAUGAGAUUUGGCGCAUUUGGAACAAAGUCUUCGACGGCUUUGUACGACAUGCCAAUGUGGCUUUCGAUUUGCACUUGUACCAUUGCUUUGGUGCUUGGUGGCAACGCCAGGGGCUCAACAGCCAUCUAAGGAUGACGAAGCGCGAUCGGAAGAUCCUGCGCCGAGUUCCUGCAGUGGUUGGAGAAUGGAGUUUGGCCCUGCCACACCGUGCCCUGUGUCAAAGCGAUGAUGAAGACCAGGCCUAUCAAGCCUUCGCCACAGCACAGCUACAAGCUUAUAGUCACGCGUCCCAUGGCUGGUUUUUUUGGAAUUGGCGCGACAGUCCGGAGCAACAUUUGGGAUGGGAUGCUCAGAUGUGUCUUCAACGACGCUGGUUGUCGCAAGCUGAAUGGAAAGCGGACUGAGGAAAUCUGUGGAAUGGUGAGGUCAUGACUUUUAGACUCUUAAGAGAUUGGGAGGGACUGGC
Cladocopium goreaui is the source of this 1738-nucleotide messenger RNA. Lineage: Eukaryota; Dinophyceae; Suessiales; Symbiodiniaceae. The record is from the annotation of a GenBank genome assembly.